AUGGAGCGGGGUUACCUCCAUAGCCGAUUCCCAGCCUUAUUCUUCUUCCUGGCAUUGCUCCUCACCUCCCCCGCCAUUUCGACCAAGAGUGUCAGGAGAAUCCAGCCGUGCAAGUCCCUGGUGCUCUUCUUCCACGACAUCAUCUACAACGGCAAGAACGCCGCCAACGCGACGUCGGCCACCGUGACGGCGGCGCCGUGGGCCAACCGCACCAUCCUCACCCCCAUGACGCUGUUCGGCGACAUCGUCGUGUUCGACGAUCCCGUGACGCUGGACAACAACCUCCACUCCCCGCCCGUUGGCCGCGCUCAGGGCCUCUACCUGUACGACAGCAAGACCAUCUUCACGGCAUGGUUCGCCUUCAGCCUGGUGCUCAACUCCACCGACUACAAGGGAACCAUAAACCUGGUGGGCGCCGACCCUCUCAUGAAUCUGACUAGAGACAUAUCGGUGGUCGGCGGGACCGGAGAUUUCUUCAUGACUCGAGGUAUUGCUACCCUCAUGACCGACGCCACCGAGGGCGUCGUCUACUUCCGCCUACGCCUCGACAUCAAGCUCUACGAGUGCUACUGA
Messenger RNA from Spirodela intermedia, 573 nucleotides. Lineage: Eukaryota; Viridiplantae; Streptophyta; Magnoliopsida; Alismatales; Araceae. The record is from the annotation of a GenBank genome assembly.